AUACAGAUCUCGUUUCUAAAGCAACCGACAGAUACCGCGAUAUCGUAGAGUACCGCACGUUUUUACUAUACGCUCGACUAUUGCAGUUGCCUUCACAACUUCGGAGUAAUCUGAACGCAUUACUAAGUACCGACUGAUUAGUAUCGCAUCGUCGGACGUGCAGUUACGUAUAUUUUUCGUCAAAUAUAAUAUUAAAAUAGUUAGAAAAAUAACGUCGUCAAAUUUAAUUUUUUCAAUUAGUCUUCGUAGUCGUUCGCGAUCUUUACCUACAUUAUAUUUUUGUAUUAAUUUAUAUCGUCUCAAUCUCCGUCGCGAGUCGUCGUGUUAAUAAAUUUAUAUUGUAGUACACGUGCUUUAAAUAAUUUUUUUUUUGUUGUUAUAAUUUUUUUUUAUUUUUAGUUUAUUUUUGUUUUUUUUUAGUAAUUUUUUUUACUCGUUUAAUUUCAAUUUUUUUCAAGUGCGAUUGGCUUAUCGAAUUAUUUUUUUUUCGCGCUUUAUUUUUAUUUUUUGUGUUAUUUAAAUUUUUUUUCGUCAAUUUUUGCGCGAUUUUUUUUCAUUUAUCGAUUUUUUGCGCGAUUCGUAGCCCCAUAUUCGUUAAAUAUCUACGUAUAUGAUCAUGUAAAAAUUAUCAUUGUAGUAUCGUGUGUCGCGGAUGUGCUGCGUUAUUUUUAUAUCAAUUCGUUGGCUCGUUCGUCGAUUUUAUACCUCUUCGAACAUGUAUCGAAUAAAAUUUGGUUAGUGCUUCAUUCACCUCCAUCAUCAUCAUCAUCACUUCACACACACUGAAGAAGCCACAUUCGUCAGCAAUUUUCCAUCGUUUACACCUUUGAAAAAAAAAAUACAUAAAUAUAACCGAGCCACGAGGGCAGAAACGAUGCAUCGGAGGCAUAUAAGCCUGUAAAAAGCAGACACCCCACGUAGAAAAAAAAAUGCAGAAUUUCGCCAGAAAAUCCUCGUCAGUCGCCUCCUCGGAUCCUUCAAUGCCGAGGAUCGAGGCGACCACCGAAUGCUAUCUAGAUCAAGACGACGACGACGACUGCAGUGAUGGCGAAGAAGACGGCGUGAAAAAGCUAAAAAACCGACGUAAGCUAAAAAGACACGAAUAUCGAUUACGAUGCAAAGAACUAAUUUCAAAUUUUAAAAUACCGUAUUUAAGAAUAAGCCCGAAUCCGUUUUCGAUCGCUUUUCUAAUUCUAGUGAUAAUUUCGAGCGACGUUUGGCCUCAUACUAAAUCCUCGCUGUACGUAUCAUGUACGCCGGUGCUGUUUCGGCACCAUCAUAAUUAUAAUAAAAUGUUAACGACAAAGGUUAACCAGCAGCAAAACGUUUCUAAGUCAGUUAAUAAUUUAAAUAAUCUAAUGAACGAUGUAAAUAAUAUCGCCGCGGUCGACCCGGCAGCGGCUGUUGCCACCACGAGCAACGUUACUAGUUUAUCAAUUUACGAUAAAUCAUCGUCGACGUCGCUGCGGCAGCGGCCACAGCAGCAGCAACAGCUCGCCGCCCAGCAUAAUACGCUUCUUCAAUAUUACGGUCGUCCCAAUAAUAGUAAUAUGGAUAUUAGUAAUUAUAAUAGUAAUAAUUUAUUUCAAAAUACUGUAAAUAGUACUGGUGAAAUGUUCCUACAAAGUCAGUCGUCGUCGUCGACGUCGCUCGAGACGUCCUCCGAGCAACCACCUCAUCAACAACCCGAGUUCCUCUUAAAACGUCGUCGAAUAGGACGAAGUUACAAACCAUACAGAAUCUCCGAUACUACCAAUAAUAAUAAUAACAACAACAAUAAUGUUCUGGCAGCCACCAAUAACGCCACUUCAUCCGCAUUAUCGGCAGCUUCAGCCCCCUACGCUGCCCCACCAGCCCCAGCCCCAGUAGCGGAUGACUACUCUUCCAGCAGCAGCAGUGGUAGCAGCAGUGGCAGCGGUAGUAGCAAAAAUAGCGGCCAAAGUCGUAGUUUUUCUAAGUCUUCGUCGACGACCAGUUCCUUGAUAUCGCCUUGUUCGCACGUCGGCGACGAAACCAACGAGAUAUCCGCCCGAGCGUACAUGGCCGAAACCAUAUUCGAGGGUAAGGUUGGCUCAAAGAGCUCGGUACGCGACCCCGGUGGCAGAUACGGGGUCACUUUCGUCGUCCAGCAUGUGCACAAAGACCAAAGCAACGGUCAAAACUCACUCCGGAUACGUACCCAAGUUCGACUGUACUUUAAGCAAAAGCUCACCACUACGAAACCGACGGCUCACUGCGUGCAAAGGUACAACUAUACCAGGAGACCCGGAGAUCUCACCAAAGCCAAUAUUAAAAGAGGCAGAAGGUACAUCGUCUUCGUUAACGGGAUCGGACCGCAUAACUACACCAUUCUAGGCGAACCGGUGCCCAAAACGAAGAAAAAUUUACAAGCUGUACGAGACGUGCUGUGCCGGAAUUGUGUUAGACAGAUUGGAGUUUGGGGUCUGAAGAAUGUAUCAGUGGAUGUCGGUAAACCGCUACAAUUGGUAUGUCGAGUCAAAGGAAACCCAUUACCAGCCUUGCAAUGGUUCAAAGACGGAUCACCAAUCAUUGUCAAUUCCAGAUUGAGGAUACAAUAUAAAAAGAAGAGAUCCUUAUUGGUGAUUCCAGAAGUACGUAACAGCGAUGCGGGUAGAUACGAAUGCAGAGGUAUGGGCGUUCAGAGCAUAAGUCCGGUCAGUUCAUCAGCGACUGUAAACAUAAAUACGAGAGUGAAUAAUAUUACAGAUUUAUGGCCACUGGCUGGAAAACCUUGCCCGAUGGACUUGGUUUACUGUCUAAAUGGAGGUUCUUGCACGUUUUACGAAACAAUAGGAGAAUUUACUUGUCAAUGCGCAGACGGAUUCAACGGUGCAAGAUGCGAAAGUAAAGACGUAAUAAAUUCUAACAAUGUAACCAUUGAUACGUUAAAAAAAACACCUCGAUUUCAUCAAAUACCAUAUAAAAAACCUUCGAUUUAAAAUACAAUACCUAGAAUUACUAAUAAUUUACGAGCAUAAUACAUGACCAAUAAAAUAAAUUGAGAAAUCCAAAGGCACUCCAUGUCAUCGUUAAAAGUAAAUAUACCGCACUAUUUUUUGUUUCUUUCUGUUGCAUUGCACAAUGUAUAUAUUUAAAUGUUGCUUUAUAUGUGUAGGUGUUGAAUGAAGCACGAAAUGGCGUCUUGAAAAAUUAAGAUUACCUUGUCUUAAUGACUGAUUUAGUUUUAAUUUUUUUUUCUUUUUUUGUUUUUUUUUCUUUUUCUCUCUCUCUUUUUCUUUCUCUCUUUUAUGUUUCUCUUCGCUAUAUACAUAGAGAAUUUUAAGAAUAAUCUGCAUUUAUUGAUGUAUAUAAUGUGAAAAAUUUUACUUACGACUGUUUUAAUUUUUCUUCUUCUUUUUUUUUUGUAAAACAAUAGCUCGAUUAAAUAACGAUUGUAUUGCUAUUUAAAUUUGUUACAUGUUUAAAUACACGUUUGACAUUCCA
This is a messenger RNA of Planococcus citri (citrus mealybug), 3465 nucleotides long. RefSeq names its product vein (gene vn). Gene Ontology annotation, biological process: homophilic cell-cell adhesion. Gene Ontology annotation, cellular component: plasma membrane. NCBI's taxonomy places the organism in Eukaryota, Metazoa, Arthropoda, Insecta, Hemiptera, Pseudococcidae. Bases 930 to 2960 code for a protein of 676 amino acids. The record is from RefSeq and is a predicted model, not a curated record. The transcript has 7 exons.